AUGUUGCAGAACUGUGACCUGGCCCAGCAGAGUAUUGUUCAUAUCGUUCAGAGUCCAGAGAAGAACAGUCAGAACAAGGAUGAGACUGAAGAUAACUGUGCUGGAGGUAUUCUAAAAGCCUUGGAAAGAGAACCUGAAAGUUUAACUCGCAUAGAUCUCAGUACCAGCAUCCUCCCAUCACUCUCUGCAGGGUUGGCUGUUAUUCUGGAUACUACAAAAACCAGCAUUUCUCUUCCCUCUGAAAAAUCAGGUGCAGCUACUUACAACAGUUUUUACGUUUUUUGCAAAACUUUCUGCCAAGCUGUGAAGCCUGGGAAACUGAGGGUCCGCUGCAGUGUAUGUAAACAAGGAACACUGACAUUGUCAAGGGGUCCGUCUUGCUGGGAUGAUGUGCUAAUUCCCAACAGAAUAAGAGGUGUUUGCCAGUCCCAAAGGUGCAAUGGAAACUUAGCGGAGUUUUACUUUAAAUGUGGAGCACACCCAACCAGUGACAGUGAAACAUCGGUGGCUUUGAACCUCGUUACAACAAACAGUCGCGGUAUCACAUGUAUAACAUGCACAGAUAUUAGGAGUCCUGUGCUCGUGUUCCAGUGCGUGCAUCGCCAUGUCAUUUGCCUGGACUGUUUCCAUUUGUACUGUGUGACUAUGCUGAAUGACCGCCAGUUCAUCCAUGAUCCAGAACUUGGCUAUUCCCUCCCCUGCGUAG
Molecule: messenger RNA, 706 nt
Organism: Apaloderma vittatum (bar-tailed trogon)
Lineage: Eukaryota; Metazoa; Chordata; Aves; Trogoniformes; Trogonidae
Gene: PRKN
Product: parkin RBR E3 ubiquitin protein ligase
Exons: 5
Cellular component (GO): mitochondrion; cytosol
Molecular function (GO): ubiquitin-protein transferase activity
Source: RefSeq, a predicted model, not a curated record